AUGAAGGUCUCAAUUAUUACUAUGACAUUGGCUGCCUCUCUCGGAAGUGCUUUGGCUGCUACUGAUUACUCCAAAUACCUGACUUUGAACGCAGCAUGUACCGCAAGUUCCACUGAUCCAACAUCUGAUCCAAACAACGCAGUUCUCGAUGGUACCUACGAGACCACCGGUGCUACACCGCCUGGAAACCUCCCCGUUUGGAAGUCAAAGAUCUCAGCUACUUGUGAGAAUUCGGUCGAUUUCACAGUAGACUGGACUGCCAAGUAUGGAGCAGUCUCGCUUUCCACUGUGCGCUUCGAGUGGGGGACUCGUCCAGCGGGAAUGGUUACUCUAGCUGCAGUCAAUGCUGGAGCAGCUACGCCAACCACAGCCAAACUGGUUGCCAACGCGACGGACGGAUACUACUAUCUCAAUGUUGAAAGCACUGGCAGUACUCCAAUGGCCACUGGUGCCAAGCUGACCUUCACUCAACUCAAGGCUGGAGCUGACGGAAUGUGCUACGUCGACCUUGCUGACAUUGAUGCAUACCCUACUACUAGUGGUGCUGCUGGUGCUGGUGCCCCUGCUACUGGUGGAACCACCACAGGAACAACUGCACCAAAGUCGGGGACUACUUCAGUCGUUGCUGGAUACGUCUUUGCGGCAGUUGCCAUAUUGGCAUCUGGUUACCUCUUGUAA
Synchytrium microbalum is the source of this 678-nucleotide messenger RNA. RefSeq lists its product as uncharacterized. The transcript has 6 exons. Lineage: Eukaryota; Fungi; Chytridiomycota; Chytridiomycetes; Synchytriales; Synchytriaceae. The record is from RefSeq and is a predicted model, not a curated record. Bases 1 to 678 code for a protein of 225 amino acids.